AUGGGCGAGCAUAAUCUCCUUAAUCCUGGGUUUGUGGGACCUUUGGUAAACAUCCACACUGGAGACACGUUUUACUUCCCGAAUUUUAGAGCCUCAGGGGGACAACUGGCGGGGCUACCGUCUCUCUCGUACCCAAGAAGGGACAAUGUCUGCUCCCUCCCCUGGAACCCAUCGGAGUCGUGCAAUGGAUAUCCUCAGUCCUACUUCGGCAGUCCCGUGUCCAUUAAUCCGUCGUUCAACCGCUCGUGUGGUGAAAUAGCUCGGCCGGACGAGAAGUGCUAUUACGGCAACGGCGGCGCGAGCCGAGAGGCUUGCUCGGACGGCAACAGCCUCAAACGAGAGGAGAGGGCGCGGGAGACAUCAGUAUCUUCCGAUCACGGGGUGCACAAUGGGAUGGGCAACGGUGGCACCUUCAAAUACGACUACGGCACCGAGCAUCUGACCCAAAACCCGCCGUCCUGCCAGUCUCUGGAGUCCGACUCCAGCUCGUCAGUGCUCAACGACGGAGGAAAAAGCUCGGGCAGCGACCCACAGACCCUGGUGUCGCCGGGGAACCACACGAGCAAUAUGUCCACAGGAGGAGGUGCCCCCUGGUACCCGAUGCACACCCGGACCCGCAAGAAGCGAAAACCCUAUUCGAAGCUACAGCUGGCCGAGCUGGAGGGCGAGUUCAUGUUGAACGAGUUCAUCACCAGGCAGCGGCGGAGGGAGCUGUCAGACCGGCUCAACCUCAGCGACCAACAGGUCAAGAUCUGGUUUCAGAACCGGCGAAUGAAGAAGAAGAGACUUUUGCUGAGGGAGCAGGCUUUGUCCUUCUUUUAAGGAGCCGUGCACAUCUCAGCUGUUAGCACCCACACCACUAUUCCAGCGAGGGUAAUAUGGCAGUAUUAUUCUCAAAAAAACGACUUCAUUUGCUCCCGUCAUGCAUUGAUUUGCGUCAAAAGGCAACGUGCAUAAGCAUGCAGAAAUCAAUACAGGGGCAAAGCGACCAAAUGACAGCAGGGGGGAACACUCCUAACCUGCUGUAGCCACUAUUUCACUGUAAAGUGGCUGGAGCGUCCAGCGUGUUGUGUUGUGUAUGUUUGUUUUAUUUCUUUGUUGUUGUUUGUUUGUUUCUCGCGCAAUUUGGAAGACGCUCUCAGCCACUUUCCUCUUUCACAAUUAUAAAUAUAUAAGGCGAGUUACGCGUUUAGUCACAAUUAAGCUGUGAGAAAGUCCACCAAAGCGACCCUGAAUUUUACUGGCAAUUAAAAAUGCUUUGUGAGAUGGAACCUAUUUAUUACUUAGGUUGCAGAGCCUCUACGGUAUCUGCUGGUGCGUCGUCCAGAAGGUAAACGGGGUCUGUUGUGCGUUCGCAACAAAUAAUUGGAGAGCCCCAGCAAUGGUGGGCCUCACGUUCUAUUGGCGAGCGCAUUGUGUAAGCAGUUUCCCGAACUGCAUUGGAGCCACAUGUGUAGCCUUCACUAAAAGCAUAUACUGCUAGGAAGGGGCUGCAGGGAUUAAUAUUGUGUGAAAACCAUGAAACUCUUAUCUCGUCCACAGUGAUCCCCACGUGUUCUCGGACACGUUCACGGUCACGGGCGAAAAAAAAGGCCGCCGGGUGGAUCUGAGAGACUUGAAAAUCAAACCGCAGCGUAGCACGCCAGCGUUUUUAUGGCUCGAAAUCGAAAUCUUAUUCGAAAAUCCUUUUCGUUCUCACGAUAGUGAGAAGAUCAGUGCUGUGUUUUUAUUUCUCUCAAGCCCCACAUUGCUUUUACGCACGGCCUGAAAUCAGACUCGGAUGGAGAGCUGGUUAUCACUGCUUUGUUAUUGCUAAACCAACGUUCAUAUUCUAUUUAAGCCUCGUGAAAAGCGAGGGUCGUGCCAUUGCGUUCUGUAAUGCUGGAGGAUCGUUUCUUUCG
Molecule: messenger RNA, 1901 nt
Organism: Colossoma macropomum (tambaqui)
Lineage: Eukaryota; Metazoa; Chordata; Actinopteri; Characiformes; Serrasalmidae
Gene: hoxc12a
Product: homeobox C12a
Exons: 2
Coding region: 1-822 (273 amino acids)
Biological process (GO): regulation of DNA-templated transcription
Molecular function (GO): sequence-specific double-stranded DNA binding; DNA-binding transcription factor activity, RNA polymerase II-specific
Source: RefSeq, a predicted model, not a curated record